Molecule: messenger RNA, 8901 nt
Organism: Maniola jurtina (meadow brown)
Lineage: Eukaryota; Metazoa; Arthropoda; Insecta; Lepidoptera; Nymphalidae
Gene: Pde11
Product: dual 3',5'-cyclic-AMP and -GMP phosphodiesterase 11
Exons: 21
Coding region: 685-3618 (977 amino acids)
Biological process (GO): signal transduction
Molecular function (GO): protein binding; 3',5'-cyclic-AMP phosphodiesterase activity; 3',5'-cyclic-GMP phosphodiesterase activity
Source: RefSeq, a predicted model, not a curated record
CGGCGUUCGGCGUCCGCUUUUCGUUUCGUUCAGUAAUCAAGCGGAGUUCGUAUGGAGUCGACGCUCCCUUGCAGUACAACAAUAACAUAACCCCAUUGUUGUGUUGUUAUCGGGAAACUUUCACUGGCAAGUUGUGAAUUCGAGUGAACCGAGAGGCCUAGUCGAAUAGUGUAAGAGUGAACAUUGGUAGAAUCGAUUUUGAUUCAUCUUUUUUUCCGGAACGGGAUCUCUGUUGUGACCGCGUGUGUGUGAGUGGUGUUUAUAAAGUUGGCAUUGUUUGAUUUUGUGCAGUUUGUGUGGGUGACGACCGUGAACUUGUUGCUGUGACUAACUGUAAGGUGUAGUGACGGCUUUAAGCUGGCUUCGUCGGGCUCGGGCAGCCCGGCGCCGCCGCCGGUGCAGUGGCGGGUGCGGAGGAAACCAGUGUUUUUUAUUUCAGGUAAUUUCCAUACGGUGCGGAAAUUCGAUGGAUUUCAUUCAAUUAAUGCCCGCUGCACCCGUGUAGUGUUUGGCUGGGCGGGGGAUGGCUACAGAUGACCUUUUAGUGGUUAUUCUUUGUGAUUAGUGGUAGUGAGUGGUUGGAAUCGGCGACUAGUGCGCGUAGUGCGCGUAGUGUUUGCCAGUCAGUAGUGUCAAUGGUGCCAGUGAUGUGACAGUCUAUGGAAGUGUCAGGGGGUACUCGGAAUGUUCACGAAGAACAGCAGGGCCCCUGAGCGGUGCCACCACCCCUCGCAUAGGAGCUGCAAGAAGAAAAAACAUCCUCCGCACACACCCUGGAAGUACUUGAUGAAUUGCCCACUCGUUAGAAAAUGCUUCGGUCUACAGCUGCGGAGCAUAGAGGAGCCGCCGGGUGGCGCGGGCGGCGGUAUGCCCGCGCCAACCUGUUACGAUGCAGAAUGUGCCCGAACAGAAGCCUGGCUCGAUGAGAACCAGGAGUUUGUGCACGAUUACUUCCUAAGGAAGGCAACGCGGCAGGUUGUGGACGCGUGGUUGGUGUCACAUGCAACGCCGCCGAGCGCUGAACUUGCGUCCCCCUCGAGAGCCGGAUCCGGUUCCGGCGCUACUACACCUGUCAGGAAGAUCUCUGCGCACGAGUUCGAGCGCGGCGGCCUCCUGAAGCCGUUGGUGACGACAGUCGACGGCACACCCACCUUCCUCGGCGACCAGCCGCCACACGCCGCGCCCUCACGACCGCAACGACGGUCGCGGCACGAGCUGCGACAGUUGGACGAAAAGGAACUUAUAUUUGAAUUAGUAAAAGAUAUAUGCAAUGAGCUGGAGGUACGGGUGCUGUGUCACAAGAUUCUCCAGAACGUGUCAAUUCUCCUGGACGCGGACCGAGGCUCUCUAUUUCUGGUGCAGGGCGAGCGCGCGUCCUCCCCACACCCGCAGAAUGGAAGAUGUCUGGUGUCGAAGCUGUUCGACGUGUGCUCCAAGUCGACGCCGGAGCAGAUGGAGCAGCUGGAGGAGAUCAGGAUACCGUGGGGCAGCGGCAUCGUCGGCUACGUGGCCGAGAGCGGCGAGCCCGUCAACAUACCUGAUGCCUAUAAGGACGAAAGGUUUAACCACGACAUCGACCAGCAAACGGGUUACAAGACGAGAUCACUAUUAUGUAUGCCUAUCAAGGACAUCAAUGGCGAAGUCAUUGGAGUUGCACAGGUGAUAAAUAAACAGAGCGAUGGACCUUUCACGUCGUACGACGAGAAGGUCUUCUCAUCCUACCUCCAGUUCUGCGGCAUCGGCCUGCGGAACGCGCAGCUGUAUGAACGCUCACAGCUGGAGGUGAAGAGGAACCAGGUGCUGCUGGACCUGGCGAGGAUGGUCUUCGAGGAACAGAGCACGAUAGAGCACAUGGUCUUGAGGAUACUGACGCACACGCAAAGCUUAAUACAGUGUCAACGGGUACAGAUCCUUUUGGUGCAUGAAGCGUCAAAGGGGAGUUUCUCACGGGUUUUUGAUCUCGAAGCUGGUGACGAUGAAGAGCCUGGUACGCCGCGGACGUCGCCGUACGAGAGUCGGUUCCCCAUAAACAUCGGCAUCACGGGCUACGUCGCGACCACUGGGGAGACAGUGAACAUCGCUGAUGCAUAUAUGGACCCUCGUUUUGACCCUUCAGUGGACGAAGGCGCGGGGUUCAAACACAACACCAUAUUAUGUAUGGCGAUCAAAAACUCUGAGGGCAGAAUUAUAGGUGUUAUUCAAUUGGUAAACAAAUUCGACGAUCUUCUGUUCACGAAGAACGACGAGAACUUCGUGGAGGCGUUCGCGAUAUUCUGCGGGAUGGGCAUCCAUAACACGCACAUGUACGAGAAGGCAAUCACUGCGAUGGCCAAGCAGAGCGUGACGCUCGAUGUAUUAAGUUACCACGCGUCCGCUUCAUUGGACGACGCCCAGCGGUUAAGAAACUUAAGGAUACCCUCGUCAGCCCACUUUAACUUACACGAGCUAGCGUUUGACGAUAUAGACCUUACGGAUGACGACACCCUCCGAGCGUGUUUGCGGAUGUUCUUAGACCUCGACUUUGUGGAGAGGUUUCACAUAGAUUACAGCGUGCUGUGCAGGUGGCUGUUGAGUGUUAAGAAGAAUUACCGCAAUGUAACUUACCAUAACUGGAGGCACGCGUUCAACGUAGCACAGAUGAUGUUCGCGAUACUUACUUUUUAUUUUCAGGAGACCCAGUGGUGGAAAAUAUUCGGAGAGCUGGAGUGUUUGGCUUUAAUUAUUGGCUGUUUGUGCCACGACCUUGAUCAUCGGGGGACCAAUAACUCUUUUCAGAUCAAGGCAUCCUCACCCCUGGCCCAGUUGUACUCUACGUCCACGAUGGAGCACCACCAUUUCGACCAGUGUCUCAUGAUCCUCAACUCGCCUGGCAACCAGGUGCUGGCCAAUUUGUCCUCGGAAGAUUAUGAGAAGGUCGUCAAAGUCCUAGAAGACGCUAUACUGUCCACCGAUUUAGCUGUGUAUUUUAGUAAACGUAAACCUUUUAUCGAGCUAGUAAGCAAAGACCGAGCUGUGACGCCGCAUUGGGGCGAGUGCGAGGAACGACGGGGGCUACUCCGAGCGAUGCUGAUGACAGCAUGCGACUUGGCUGCUAUCACCAAGCCUUGGCCAGUGGAGCGACGGGUCGCAGCCUUGGUCGCUGGGGAGUUCUUCCGGCAGGGCGACCUUGAACGGAUGAACCUUAACCUUACUCCUAUCGACAUAAUGAACAGAGAUAAAGAAGAUCAAAUCCCUGCUAUGCAAGUCAAAUUCAUCGAUACUAUUUGCCUUCCAAUUUAUGAGGCAUUCGCCGUCCUUUCACAAUCACUACAACCAAUGCUCGAUCGGGUGAAGAUCAAUCGGGCGCAUUGGAUCGAGCUGGCUAACAACGACAGCGGAGAGAAAUACGACUACGCGUUAGACCAAAUACCAGAGAGAAAUGACAAGUCUAGUACCAGCUCACAUGUAGAUGAUACAGAAAACACGUAUGAAGGCGACAGUAGUGGCGCGGUAAGCUUGUCUUCAGAAACCAACUCCAAAUUCGAGAACCUAGAGAACCCGGUCGUUGGUCUCGUCUGUAACAACACAUUGGCGCUACCGAAAGAUCCAAAAAUUUGUCAGCUCAACGAGUUGAAUUGAAGGAUUACGUCCAAUAUAUCAUUUCUGAGACCAAUAGUGGAAAUAAGGAUUAAUGUUUAUGGUUGUAGUGUUUUGUUACAAGCAAGGGGUAUACCUAAGGUAUAGUUAGGGCACAGUAUAAGGAGAGGCACACGGACGCCUUUGAUCUCCUGGUAUAUGGCUACCACGACGAAUCUUCAAUAUAGGUCCCGGAAUUACUAGGGCCGUCUCGGCUCCCUUUCCGAACGAUCAUUGUCUAGAUGGCUUCGUCAAACUUCUGUGGUUAUAACAUACUAUCCUUACUCUGUGGUUAGAGGGUUCUUUGGUGCGUAUGAAUGCAGCGAAUACAUGCAACGUACAAAACGCAUAUGUCGAAUACUUAUCAAAUUGUGCUGAGUUGUUUAAAAUGCUUAAAACCGCUUAAAGUGAUACGUCAGUGUAUUGCGUAUGCAGCGUGCGUGCGUUGCAUACAUAUGCACCAAGAAACGAGCGGCACGAGAAAAAGGCUAUUAAAUUUCAGUACUGAAAGUACGAAUAACGCCAAUAAGUCGCCCGGUCUGCACUAAAGGGCGAGCGAACUGUACUAAUGAUAUCAUCCGCAUUUCUUGUGCGUGCGCCGUGCGGUUAAUCUGUAAUCAUUAUAAAUAUGAGUCUGAGGUUGAAAUCCAUAGAGAGAACUUUGUCUUUGCUUAGACUUAAGUUUCAGUUAAAACGAGACAGAUUUAUGCCAGUCGUAUACUUGUCGUGACUUAAGCCUGAGCAAAGUCAAAGUGUGCUCUAUAAUUCUCUGCCUAAGUUUUGUCAUACUCACUUCUAGCAGAAUUUUGCGUUUAAGCUUUAGCCAACUUCGAUGAAAUCCGCUUGGUAUGCGAUAAGCAAAUCGCUUGCGCCGAAUGCAUCUACGACCUUUUAUGGGCAUGUUCCAAUUAUUGAGUAUUAUGUUAAAAGCUCCCAUGGCGUGUUAAAUAGUCUCUCUAUAUAAGAGGGACGAGUUGGGAAUGGGACGAGCUGCGAAUGGGACGAGGACGAGCUAUUGUGAAAGGGACGACUUGCUAACAAACCAUAUAUUCAUUUGCUAUUCGCGUUUGUUCGUAUAUCGCAUACCGCACGAAUUUCGCAUCACUUUGACCAAAGUUUAGUUUUACGUAAAGAAAGAGGAACAUCCAGUUUUAAAAGAAAAUUGUUGAUAUAGACGACAAAAUCAUUUUUAAACUAUUUUUCAGCUUGAAGUGGGUUAUAUUAUCAUGUUACAGGAAACCUUGCAUUAAUUUUCAUCCGUCAAAUAGAUGGUAAUAGUUUCUAUAUUGAACAGAUCUGUUACAACUAUUGUUGUUCAGUGUUCCUAUUGGUCCAGAAUAAUGGUACUGUGUGUGUGUGUGUGUGUGUGUGUUUGCGUUGAGAGUUGUGUGAUAUUCGUGUAAUAUAGAUGAUAGUCGAAUUUCAAAUUCAUCUAACGCAAGGCGUUAAUAGUUUGAUUCACCGACAUGACCAUUGACCAUGUUCUCGUUAUUUUAUUUUACAAAUCAUGUAGCUUUACAUUUUUUUACGGGAGAUCACGUAUGUAAAUGUUCGUAUUUACUUACCUCAUUCGUCUAUUCCUACUACGUGUAACAUGAAGAUUUUUUUGUGUGAUUCGCUAGUUUUUUGUGUCAUUUAAGAUACAGGUCGGUUUGCAAGAGCUGGCACGUUCACAGUAAUCACACUAACGCAAUUUUAUUAUACGGCAUGUUGAAAAAAAAACUAUUUAUAUUAUUUGAAUGAGGUUGCGCCCAAACUAUAGUCGGCGUGAUGCGAUUUUUGAGAUAAAUAUCAUUUCUACGCUAUAAAUAAUGUACUUGUUCCUCUAAAUUUAAUUUUAAAUCCUUAAAAAAAAUUACACCCGUCACUGUUUUUAUUGUGAUGCAUGAAAUAGUAAAAACGUUGUAACACAACACUAUUUCACGAGGUUGUCCUCUUAGAUGCUAGAUCCAAAUUUUCCAGAAAGCAUUUUAUUCUGACCUCGAAAUAAACAGUUAUCGGUUGACUGACUGAUGGGCUUAAAAACAAAACAUCACGCUGUAUUUCAUUAUAGUAGUAAAAGAAAAAAAUAACAUUCUCUUUCACGCUCACUAGCUUGACCGCAUGCGAGAGAGACAAAUAAAUUUUCAUGACACUUGCACUUAUUCGUACACGCCCAAUGUGUGAAUGUGUUGUACGUACCAGCUCUUGUUAACACGGCUGUACUUGUAUAAUUUAUAGUAAUAUAAUCCGACUAAUCGCAGAUUAAAUAUCAGGGCCUAACUCACGUGACAUUUAGUAAAUAAAUGACCAAGAUACCAAAAAUUCUUAUAUAGUUAGGUAUUGUACUAAAUUAUUCUUUAAUCGAUUCCGAGGAAAUGCAAGCUUGAGUACAUAUUGUGAUUAUAGAAAUUGCACUAGGAUAACGUUUAGUUUUUAGUGAAUAAGUUACAGGUAUAACGCUUAACUGAGUAGAUUCCUGCGGUAGUAAAGUUGUGGGGGGGGGGGGGGGGGGGUACGACCUCACGCGGGAGUUCAGUAUCCUCAGUACAAGAUUUUACUUCUCACCUUUGACAGUAUUCGAGAGUCGAAACAACAUAGCGUCAAAGUAAAAUGGACCUUAGCGGCCUUGAUUUAAAGUCAAAAAUUCAGCACCAUUGAUUUUAAUUUCGCAACGUUUCCGCUUGUAGCGCAGGCUGUAAAUAUACGUACAAACUUGAGCAUUAAAACAAGGCUGUUAAGGGCCAUUUUACUUUAAGCGUUAAAGUUGUUCGAAUCUCAAAUACUAUCAACUAGAAGGGGAAUCUUAUACUGAGGUACUGUGAGUCGUCAACUUAGGCAACUGUCACUCUCCCGCAUCACUACGCUUCCUCAGUCAUGCGCUAUACCUUUUCUAAAUGUCCAUGUCUCGAGCAAGAGAUGUUAUAAGAUAUUGUGUAUUUGUUUGUGGACAAUAAAAUUAUGGUUUUGAUCGCACAACUUCUUUUUUCUUUUGUAAAUAACAAUUUAACGAAAUUAACGUAUUUGUUUUGGUAAGUACUUAUUUAUAAAGAGUCUUAAUCAGUCGCAGUCACUUCCCUUUUGUCUGUUCUAGGAACCGCUGCCUCGCGCUAUCGUUUUAUUAUUCAGAAAAUGCGUGCACAAUAAUAUGAGACUGCAAAAGUUCGCGUCUCCCCGUAUGCGCCCGUAUUUAUCGUUUAUAUCAACGCAUUUUGUAUCCAUUUCAGAUUUCAAUGCAUUAGUGCAUUUUUUACGCAUUGUAUAGUGACGCUACUGGGAAAGGGUUUAGUUAUUAUAUUAUCGUGCACGCAAACUAAUAACGGUACCAGUUUAUAUCCAUUCCAGUCAUAUUUUUCUACCAAUGUGUUUUGUCUUAAUUCCUUUAGCAUUAAUGCCUCUGCCCGAGCAGUUAACAGAACUGCAUUGAAGUUGAAUAAAAUUAUUCACAUUUUAAAUCGGUCAAACCCGAAUUACGCGGAUCAAGAACGUGUUUAGGUUAACAAAGUGUCAAUUAGGUACAUAUUUGAAUUUUGAAUUUGAAAAAAAAUGACGACAUGAAUAUAGCCGGUUAUACAUAUGUACAAUGAAAAUUCUGAAAUAUCUGAAAUUAAUCAAAACUCUCAAUCUCGCUUAUUUUGUACUUGAAUUUAUUCGAGAUUCGUUUAUGUAAAGAAAUAUGCGCUUUAAACGCCUGAAUAUCGACGCUAACUUUACUUAAUUUCUAUUAAAAAUGUUUUAUCAAAGCUUUGAAAACAUUGCAACAGCUUUCUGGAAAUUUUGACUACCUACUUUUUAACCAUCGAUACUAAGAACUAGAUAAGAAAAUAGAAAAAAGAUAAAAAAAUUUUUACUCGUAAUCGAUUUCGAAAUGUCUACGAAUCUUUUAAUUAAAAAAGUUAAAAAUCGCGUUUAAAAAACAUGUUUCCAGAUUGCUUUUAAAGCUUUAAAAUUACUGGCGCCGGUAAAUACCCGUUUAAUUAAAGGUGCAGACAAAUUACUGUGUUGUGGUGUGUUGUGACAAGGCGAUUGGAAACGUACAUUUAUGUAUGUAUGUACGUAUACUGCGUGUACACUGAUCUGUCAUGGCUCUGGCGCACUGACGCUGGAUCGAUGAAUAAAUCGUCGCGCCAGUGUGUUGCAAAACACCGUGUGUACGUCGUCACAUAAAAAUGUAUGACUAUAAAUCAUUGAUAUAAUUGACAAGACAUUUCUAUUUACUGACAUUCUAUUUUCUUAAAAAUUUAUUUUAAGCAAUUUAAUUGAAUUAAUUUAUGAUUAUAUUCUUGCUGAGUUUAGAUUUAUUCAUAAAAAAAUGUAGUUCCUUUGUUAAAUAAUAAUUUCCAAUUUCCGUUUAUUGUCAUUCACCUUACACUUAAACUUGUAACUUUAACCUUAUGUACCACCUAUUGUAUAACGUGUAUUUGCAAUAAAUAAAUUAUGAUUAUUAUGAUUAUGAAGAUAUGGUCGUCCGAAUAAAUUUUAUCACUAAUAAAAUCACUAAAAUAAUCAUGAAUCACUAAAUAAAUCGGCGCCAUCUCUUAAACACAUCCAUCUCUUCAUGAACUCGGCAUUUUAGCAAGAGCAACUUCUGCUCGCGUUUUAAAAUCCAGACGUCACAGUUCGUUUCGGUGCUCCUCUUACAUUUUAGCACUGAGGAAUCAGUGCCAUUUGUUUGUUCAAUGACUGGGUCCAUAAUAUUAUGAAGUAAUAUCUAUAUCUUAGUCUAUACUCCAAAUGAUUGCCUUCUGUUGUAUCCCACACACCACCAAAACACAGUAAUGUGCUUGUAGCUUUACUGAAACGUGCGACUUGUCAAUUAAAAUAAACAUGUGUUUAGCGUUUCGGCGUCUAAAGUCGCGGUUAAAUCAGAUAGAUCUAAAUUUAAUCAUCGUCGUCAUCUUACAAUGAAAUUUUAGAUCUGUCCCGUUUAAUUUUAGAAAACUAAAUCGGGUCUCUAUCGUUUUAUAUAUAUUUAGGCGAUUGUCUACGGACGUAGUCCAAGAUUCGACCAAUUACUAUUGUUCCAUAGCAGAAUGUUAUAUACUUAAAUGAAUCAUAUUUUCUAAUUGAUAUAAUUCUCUCUAUAAACAUUAGAUGUCUUCAUUAAAAAAAAUCUCAAAUUAAUUGUGGUAAUGAAAUAUGUACAACGUAAAUUUUAAGAUUGCUGUAAGUAUUAUUAGAAAGUAAUUAGAUAAUUAAUAAUUGUAAUUCAAUAUGACGAGUUGGAUGCUGUGUGAAUAAAAUAUGGAGGUUGUUUUGUUCCAAACAAAAAUGUUAUUUAUUUAUGAAUAAACAAAUUUUGAAAUA